CGGGGCGCGCAGAGCGGCGGCGGCGGGGGGAGCGGGGCAAGCAGAGGCAGCGCGGGGCUGGCCGUGGGCAACCCCAAUGCGUGGACUAUCCUCUGCUGCAUUAUGCUGGAGCUACAGUUCCGCUGAAGGGAGUUUGCACACAGCCGGCUGGGCUGGACUGCAGCGCUGCCGUUCCUUAUGAAGAAGGCACAAACUUGGAUUAUCACUUGCUUUUGUCUUCAACUACUCCUACUUAAUCCUCUUGUCAAAGCCCAGAGUUCCUGCGGGAAUCCAGUGACAGAUGAUGUGAAUGACAUUGCAAAAUUGGUCGGAAAUCUCCCAAAUGAUUAUAUGAUAACCCUUAAAUAUGUCCCGAAGAUGGAUAGUCUGCCUAAUCACUGUUGGUUGCAUUUGAUGGUGCCUGAGUUUUCAAGGAGUCUACAUAAUCUUCUCCAGAAAUUUUCAGAUAUUUCAGAUAUGUCUGAUGUUUUAAGCAACUAUUCAAUCAUCAAUAAUCUCACAAGGAUAAUUAAUGAUCUUAUGGCAUGCCUAGCUUUUGAUAAAAAUAAGGAUUUUGUAAAAGAAAAUGGUCACCUUUAUAAAGAAGAUCGCUUCAUUCCUGAGGAUUUUUUUAGGCACUUUAAUAGUACUAUUGAGGUCUACAAGGAGUUUGCAGACAGGUUGGAUAAGAAUGACUGCAUUCUGCCUUCAACAGUAGAAACACCAGAGAAUGAUUCCAGAGUCGCUGUCACAAAAACAUUUUUGUUUCCUCCUGUUGCUGCCAGCUCCCUUAGGAAUGACAGCAUUGGCAGUAACACUAGCAGUAACAAAGAGGCACUUGGCUUCAUUAGCAGCUCCAGCCUGCAAGGGAUCAGCAUAGCACUGACUUCAUUGCUGUCUCUUCUUAUUGGCUUUAUUUUGGGAGCCAUAUACUGGAAGAAAACACAUCCCAAAUCCAGACCAGAAAGUGAUGAAACUACACAGUGUCACGACUGUCAAGAGGAAAAUGAGAUAAGUAUGUUGCAGCAAAAAGAAAAGGAACAUCUACAAGUGUAGCUGUUGCUUUUUCUCCCUCAACACUGUUACUGUUUCGUGUACUGGCAGGUAACAGUUCCAUGUUCGCUUCAUAAAUGAAGCAGCUUUAAGCACAUUCGUAUUCCUUCUGGAGUGACAGACUGAGUCUGCAUCUGUUGUUGCUGCCCAUGACUCCAUAGACAUGAUAUAGAAAUGAGGACAAUUUGUGUUUGUUACUGUGAAACCAACACUGAAUUGAACAACGAUAAGAAGAGUGUGCACUUAGCAGGACUGUAUCUUAUGUGAAUAUCUACCUUGUGUGGCAUUUGGGGAUUUUCAAUUGCAUUAGCUUUUGCAGCUGACUCUGCCAAACAAAGUACAUCCUGAACAAAAAGCAUCUUUCAAAUGCCUCCAACUAUGUGUAAUCAUUGAAAGUCAUAAAUACCUUUGCAUCCUUAAUUUAAGUUCUGUGUCCUCUACCUUACCUUGGUGUCUUCAGAUGGAGUUCUCUGAACUGACAGAAAAUGCAGAAAUGGAUACAGAUAACAUACUCUUCAAUGUUGUAUAUAAAACUUGAAAGCAAAAUCAUUCCAUGGCCCCGUGUUCUAGCCUUUUACUUAUAAGGAGCUGUGUUUAUGCCUGGCAAAGGUUGUGUGUACAGCAACAUGUGGUCUCUAUUGGGUGCCAGGUGGCUGCUUGCCCACCCCAGAAAGCUUCAAGAAUUCAUCAGUGUUGGUGGUCUCUGUUCAGGAGGAGCAAAUACUGGAUGAAGACAAAGUAAACAGGAGGUGAAUGUACCUCAUGGAGCUUCGAAGCAUUAAGAGUAACUGCUGGGUGUGUGAACACUGGUGAAAUUUCCAGCCAUGCCAAGGGAAGUGAAAGUAAGGAGUCUGAAUUGCGUUCAAACAUCAGAAUAAAGACAAACCCAUGAAAGGCAUUUUAAACGCUGAAGAUGCAUGCCAUUGAUACCUUGUCUUUAAAUGUAUAGCAUAGAAAAUCUGAAAGAUCCUGAGAAUGUAUUUAGCAUUUAUUUACAUCAGCUGUAAUUAAUGUUUGCAUUGUGUUUUAAGUGAUUAGUAAGCUUUAAUAUCCUGGCAUUCUCCACUCAAAGUUAAUUCUCUCAAAACAAAACAGAAAGGCUUUUUUUCUCACUUGUCUUCUGCAUCUAUUGCUGUUAUAGCAUCCAUGGAAUCUGUACAGGAUUGAUCUGCAGACAUGCAUUUUCAAGUAAAUCCUAAAAAUAACAUGGUAAAAGUUAUAAGUGUAGUUGUGCAUAUUAUCGUCUUGGCUCUUUCCAGAUAAUGGGUAUGAAUUAUUUAUCUGUAUUAGGGGUUUGUACUUCAGAAGCUAAAGGUGGCUCUUCUGAUGACAAUCUGUCGUCUGUCAUCAAACCGACCAAGUCAGCACAAGUUUUAGUUUAAAUAACUUGCAAACUUAAUAAAAAACCCACCACCCUUUUAAAGUUUUCCAUAAAGUUGGAGUUGUCUUUAAAGUGUAUAGUUACUUCAUUUUUUUAAGAAUUCUUGUGGAAAUUUUAAUCAUCUGAUGAAUUUUCUGAGAACCAUGCAUAAAAGGAAUAUGACAUACAUAUAAUAUAUACGUGUGUGUGUGUGUGUGUGUGUGUGUGUACUAUUAGUAAAACUGAUUUGUCUUUCCUACUUACCAAAAAGAAAAAACCUCAAAACCUCAAAACCUUACUAUGUUUGAUGACAGAGCUCAUGUGUGCAUGUAGCCACUCUGCAUGGAAUUUUGACCCUACUGAGAUCAAUAUCGAAACUUCUCAUGAAUUCACUGAUCCAAGGAUUUGAUCAUGUGGAAAUAUUUUUUAUUUAUACUGAGGCCUUUUUGCACUUUCUGAGUGUCAGAAAAGGGUCCUCAAGCCCUGCUUAGCUGGUAUAAAUUAGCACAGUUCCAUUAACAUUAACUGAGCUUUGGGGUUUGCAUCAUCAUGGACCUGUUGGAGUGGGUCCAGAGGAGGGCCACGAAGAUGAUCCGAGGGCUGGAGCACCUCUCCUACGAAGACGGGCUGAGAGAGUCGGGGUUGUUCAGCCUGGAGAAGAGAAGGCUCCAGGGAGACCUUAUAGCAGCAUUCCAGUACCUGAAGGGGGCCUACAAGAAAGCUGGGGAGGGGCUGUUUGCAAGGGCAUGUAGCGACAGGACGAGGGGCAAUGGUUAUAAACUAAAGCAAGGUAGGUUUAGAUUAGACAUUAGGAAGAAGUUCUUUACAAUGAGGGUGGUGAGACACUCGCACAGGUUGCCCAGAGAGGUGGUGGAGGCCCCAUCCCUGGAGACAUUCAAGGCCAGGCUUGAUGAGGUUCUGAGCAACCUGAUCUAGUUGAAGAUGUCCCUGCUUACUGCAGGGGGGUUGGACUAGAUGACCUUUAAUGGUCCCUUCCAACCUAACAGAUUCUAUGGCUCUAUGAUUCUAUGAUCAUCUGAGGAACUUCUCUUAGUCUAGAUCUAAAGAGGCCUAGUGUGAGAAUUAGGCCUUAAUUUUUAUUCAGAAGAUGCUGGAGCACUCACCACUUAAUAAAGAGUAAUCAAGGUUGCUCAUAACUUCUAAAAAGCAAGUGCAUCCCAAAUUUUAGCUCUGCAAAAGUCAAACAACAGAAUUACCCAUCUGCAGCUCAGUCUCAUUUGACAUUGUGUAGUUCUUUACUCACAAGGCCCUCAGACUUUGUGUUUCAAUCUUAUUUAACAGUUAGCCUGAAAAAAAUGUCAGCAUGACCUAAUUGAUGAGAAAUUUGCACCUUAUUGGUAAUGUGGAGAAUAACUGUGUAUUGAUUUUGACAGAAUGGAAACGUAUCCACAAUAAAUAGAAGCAAUUAUCCUUACACAUUUUACAAAAACCUUAAAUACUUCAUGUUGCUAUACAAUAUGUUCUCAAAGCAAGCUUAUGCAUUUGAUGCUUUACAGUCUUUUUCUCCAAUUCAGUUAAAAAAAAAUCUUGUAUUUAUUCAAGUUCUUUGUUCAUAAUAAUGUUAGUUCUCCUAAAUGUGUUUUUCCAGAAAAUCGAAUACACAAUAAUGUUGCACAUUGGUGUCCCCCGAAUUAUACUUUAAUGUUCAAAAUGCACGAUGUUUUAGGCUCUUUAGUCUACUGUUCAAUACUAUAGAAAAUAUCAGUUGUAAAUUGAAACAUACAUUAAAUCCAGAUAGACUACUGCAAAAUGUUCACCCUCCAAAAGUAACAUCUUGAAAUAGUAGCUAAGUCACUUUCCAGUGGUGUCGAACACUUUAAUCUCUUCCGUGGAGCAGGGCAGAUUUAAGGCUACAUGAGAACAGAAAGAAAAUUCCAGCUUCACAUCACAAACAUUGUUCUUUAAAUAUGCAUCAAAAUUGCUCAACACAAGGAGUAAAAGAACUGUUGUCAGAGCUCCUGGAUUUCCUGUUCUCUGCACCUUUUGAGAGAUCUGAACAAAAUUUGGGUGUUCUCAAUCAUUUUUGCAAAGCAGAAAGACACUUCUAGAUGUUUGUUGAUACAGUGGAUAACUCGGCUCUUGGAAAUAUGAUCGUGAAAUUAUUUGAAAGUUUCUGUGCCCAAUUUGUCUACCCACUGAGGGGGCCCUUACUUCGGUUGUAGGAAAUUUUGAAAGACUACUGGCUUGUGAGGCAUCUUUGAAAUCAAUUAAAAUAAGUUACUGUUUAGUGGGAGUAGGGAUGGCAGAAAUAGUCCUUUAAUUCCUUCUUUAUCCAGUUUAAGCGAUUUAACUUAUGAAGAGUGAACAGUUUUUCAGUCGUCUUUUUAGGUAGACAGAGCCCAUGCAUUAACACAGUUAGAAAAUGAAUGCCCUUUCUCUUAAAAUUGAAAUUGGGGAAAAGUGAGUGUUGUAUUUUUUAUAUAAAGGUCAACCAAAUUUGUUUUUCAGAUGUCUGUGGUUUUGUGCGAAACAAACAUUUUUAGGUUUUCUUUGGAGUAGUUGAACUUUGCAUGUAAUUAAUAGUGGCCUUGUGACAAUAAAAAGCAGAUAGUGAUAUACUGAGUAUCUCAAUGUGCUACUUUAGAUGUGUGUUUACUUGAAUAAAUUAAUGGUACUUACUUCAUCACAAGGUCAUUUUAUAAGUAAGCUUAUAAAAUGUGCUAUACUAUGGAUUAUGUGUACAACCUGCACAUUUUUUAGAUUCUGAUCUUCACCAGCUCUGUUUUCUCUGUUGCUCUCUGUAAUAUGCUGAAACUGUUCAGUACACACAAUACAACUAUUAAAUUGAAAAGCUAACUGUAUAUAUAAAAUACAGAUAUUUCGAGUUAGAUUUACAUUAAAGAACUAUCCAACAUUCUUCAAUUCAGGAAUCUGAUUCAACUGUCUAUUAAAUGCAGAUCUACAGUAAUGGUGGCAUGUUGCUAUUAUGUUAUCAAAUUGAUGGAACGCGGAAACUUCAGACUCUUUAGUGAUAGAGACACAGACAUUUGCUGGUUGUAUCAUGGGCAAAUUCAUUUAUUUCAAUGUAAAUGUCAGCACAGUCUUGCAUAGUUACAUUCUGACUGAAGGUAAUCAACAAAGUUUAUAAAAUGUGAUGUGUAUGUAUAUAUGUGUCCUCUUAAAGAUAGAUGUUUUCCCAGAUCCUUUUUUAUACCAGUUCAAAUUUGGAAUUUACAUUAUAUACAUAUACUUUAUUGUUCUAAAUAAAGAUAUUAUGCACUGCCAAAUAA
Chroicocephalus ridibundus (black-headed gull) is the source of this 5643-nucleotide messenger RNA. RefSeq names its product KIT ligand (gene KITLG). Gene Ontology annotation, biological process: cell adhesion; positive regulation of cell population proliferation. Bases 178 to 1035 code for a protein of 285 amino acids. NCBI's taxonomy places the organism in Eukaryota, Metazoa, Chordata, Aves, Charadriiformes, Laridae. Gene Ontology annotation, cellular component: plasma membrane. Gene Ontology annotation, molecular function: cytokine activity; stem cell factor receptor binding. The record is from RefSeq and is a predicted model, not a curated record. The transcript is spliced from 10 exons.